Molecule: messenger RNA, 853 nt
Organism: Aspergillus heteromorphus CBS 117.55
Lineage: Eukaryota; Fungi; Ascomycota; Eurotiomycetes; Eurotiales; Aspergillaceae
Exons: 3
Coding region: 86-769 (227 amino acids)
Source: RefSeq, a predicted model, not a curated record
GGGCUCCGCCCCCUCAUACAGUUGCACAAGGCUUCGUUGCCAGUCCCACGAUCCUGAAAGCACCCCAGCAUUCGUGCGAAUCUAAAUGCAAAUCCCACUCUCUGGCACCGAGGUCGAGCCAUCUUCCGAUCGAGCCCAGCAAGCUUGUUCGUUUAUCCCUGAUGAACUCAUGGCCCUUAAAGCUAUGAUAGAGUGUGGGUCCGAGACCCAGAAUACUCCACGUCUUUUGGAUUAUAAAGAAGAGAAGCAAGACGACACAGGUCUUGUCCCGGGUGGGUUUAUUAUAUGGAUCGUGUGGGAGAUUGUCCCGGGAAUCCGGCUGGGGAAUGAGAUUGGAGCGGAUGAAUUCUGGAAUCUUGAGCUGGAUGAACGUCGGGUUAUUCAAAGGAUGCUUCCUGGUGAAUAUGAGAAGAUGGUAUCCACUGGAUACUUUCCAUGUUUCCAGCGGGCGAGGAAUUUGGUCUGGGACUCAGCAAACCAGCGCCUCUACUUCGUUGGGUUUCGGGAAUGCCAUAAGACUGAAGACCCGGACAGAAAAUGGAGACCCUCUCUGUAUGCCGUCUACAAACUUGCUAAGCCACCUCCUGAGUGCAACUGGUGGGCACCGACACGGGAUGGAGAUAUGAGAGGCUGGCAGUGGUUAUGGAAACUGUUGCUUAAUCAGCCAUUCACUCUUGAGCCAACAUCGGUUUUUCCACAGCAGUGUAAUCCAUCACAAGGGUGGUCCGCAUAUCACUUCGACAAGCUAUUUUCUGUUCUGGAAAGGUAAUAUGGACGCGCAACCACAGACAAAAUGAGGUUCACGCGUCAAGAGGCGCAAUUACACGCAAGACUUGAGUCUCAAGAUUGGCUU